UCAUCACCCUCGCCUUGCCGUGCACCAACGCCCCCAAGCACAGCGCAGCCAUCAUGGGGGACCACGAGUUUGCCACCCUGAAGCACAACGAGCAUCUCCUGCUGGACCAGCCUCUCCUCCGCCUCCCCAACGAGCUCCUCCGCAAAAACUUCCGCUCAGCCCACUUCACCAUCGAAAAGGACACCUCCUCUCUAAAGACAUUACUCAAAGAAUCCGCCACAGCCGCCGUGUCUGGCCGCGCCUCGCAGGCCGAUGUCCUCCGUAACCUUGAUAGCAUGAUUGCUCGCAUGCGCGGCGUCAAACGCAAGCUCACAGCCCACGCUGAAGAAGAGGCACGUCUCCACUCGCAAACAGCAGCUCGUAUAUCGCAUCUCAACGAUCUGUACUCUAUGAGCAGCGUCGACGAUGUCCGCUACGAGGCGUGGAGCAGGCAGCGUCUCGACCGCCUGCUGGCCGACUAUCUCCUGCGCCACGGCUAUAACGAUACCGCUGCACAGCUGGCGGCCGAGAAGAAAAUUGAGAAUUUGGUCGAUGUAGACACAUUUGUGAAUCUUAGCAGGAUUCGCGAGUCUCUGCUUGACGGCACCGUCUCGGACGCCCUCACGUGGUGUGCGGAGAACAAGAAGGAGCUUCGCAAGAUGGAGAGUAAACUGGAAUUCAUGCUCCGUAUGCAGCAGUAUAUCGAGCUUAUCCGCACAGAAUCCGAAGCCAAGCUAAUCGAGGCUCUCGCCCACGCCAAAAAGCACCUCAUCCCGUACUGGAACACAUACCCCGAAGACGUUCGCCAGGCAUGCGGCCUCCUUGCCUUUCCUCCGUCAUCGCCAUCAGCCCCUUAUGCCCACCUCUACGACCAGUCUCGCUGGGGCGACCUUGCCGACCUGUUCACCUCUGCGCAUAACACGCUACUGGCACUUCCCUCUGUCCCUCUGCUACAUGUGGCUCUCUCCUCGGGCCUGUCAGCCCUAAAGACACCAGCAUGUCAUCAUGCCCCAAGUACAAAUGGCAAGCCUGCCGCGGCGCCGUCGACGCUAGGACAUGGAGUAUGCCCCAUCUGCUCCAUCGAGCUCAACGAUCUAGCCCGCAACGUGCCAUAUGCACACCAUACAAAGAGUCAUGUGGAAAGUGACCUCCUCCUCCUGCCCAAUGGCCGCGUCUGCGGCGCUCAGCGCUUAGAAGAGACCUCUCGAAAGAGCGGCCUGCCUCCGGACAAGGUCAAGGAUCCGCACUCGAGCGAUGUCUAUACAAGAGACGAGCUAAUCAAGGUAUACAUCACAUAAAGAGGAUAUUUUGGGAUAGUGCCAGGACAAACAGAGACAGCAUCAGACACAUGUACAUUUUAACUACUAGCGAUUUUCAUUUACAGCGACAGUUUAUUUAGUCCAUCAUUUUCACAGAGUGCACAGCAGCGUAGCUUUUUAUAUAAUACUUUGCAUUGAUAACAAGUUUCCACCAGUCCCCGGUACAAGAGACAUGACAGAGUAAAAGCACAGGCAUAACAACAAGCAAAACUAAGAACCAAAAAAGAACGCAUCGUCCGUACAUGCAUACACGGGGCUUUUCUCCAACCCCCUUUCUCCCCUUCCUUUCCUUUCUCUUGUCUCCUGCUUUGCCAGACCGGUCAAGUAGUGACGAAAACUCCUUAAACAACAAGCCUACAUCCCAAAAAACAAAAAAAGCAAAGCAGAACAAACAAGUCAAAUGCCCAUAGUAUCAAAAAAGACAUAAACAAAGGUACAGCUGUUCCUGUGCCUGGGUAGAGAGCAACAAGACAGACUGUUUUGAUUACAGCGGGUUUUAUAGGGUUAGGUGGAUUGUGAUAUGAGGCGUGUGUGGUAAGUAGUAGUAGUCAAAGAGCAGCUUGCUAGCAGCGCAAGCCCAAUAAGAUAGAAGAAUGCAUCUACCUGUUGUUGCCGCCAAAGGCAAAGCUGCCAAAGACGCCGCCGCCGCCACCAGGCGUCAUAGGGCCGCCCAAGUGGCCUGCGAGGCCGUUGGUGUUGUGGCUCUGCGCGGCCGGACUGGUGACGAGACCGACGGUGCCGGUGUUGGGCGUGCUGGGUGCGUUGCCGCAGUUGCUGUCCUGAGUGCUGUGGCCGAUGAGCGAGGGGAUGAUGGCAUUACCAUCGGGCACGCCGAGGCCCCAGACCUUGCCAAUGUGCUCCUCGGGGAUAUCGGAGUUGUAGAUCUUGUCGCGCAUCUGGAAGAAGACUUUACCGGUAAGCAGCGAGUCGGAGCCAGCUUGGUGGGCCGAGCCGAUGCGCUUGACUUUCAGGGUUUCGGCAAUGUUCUCGAGGCCCGACUUGUGCUCAAACUUGUGCAGGAUGUCGGCGGUGUUGGGGUCCGUGGGGGUGAGGAGGCCCGAGUUGUGCAGCCGGAUGGCGUGCUUCAUGAGAUGCUUGACGUCGUAGGUUGUCGGGAAGUAGAGCUUCAUCUUGUCGUUGAAGUCGACCUCAUCGUUGGGCAGGGGUGAGCAGAUGAGCAGCUUGGUCAGGUAGCCAAAGUCGUAGCCGCCGUGGAACGAGAUCCAUUUGACUUCAGGGAAGCAGACGAGACCCGAUGGGAUAAGGAGCGCGGCAAACUCGUGAGGAUCGAUACCGUCGCGCUCGAGAGCGUUGAAGUCGAUGCCAGCCUGCUGUAGCGACUCAAUCGACUUUUCAUUGUACAUGUCCUCCUUGAGCGAGAACUUGAAGUUGAACUGCCAUGAGUAGGGGAAUGUGCCGGUCAUGGAGCUCUUCUUGACGGCAGGGCCAAACUCGGGGCCGGGGCGCACAGGCGGCGUCUCGCCGUCCUCGUUGAAGAGCGUCAGGCCAAUCUGGAUGACCUUGAGCAUGUCGACGUUGGUGCGGAGGCAUUGGUAGUGAUAAUCACUCUUGCCGCGGAAUGCACCCAUCGGUCUAGAUACAACACCAGGGAAUUCCGUGUCCUGUGAAACACGUUAGCAUAUAGAUCCAUUUCCCAAUACAUAGUGCAAAAACUUACCAUGGCAAUGUAGGGAUAUCUCUCAACCAAGUCUCGUAGCACAGCCAUCUCUUCUUGGAGGUUGUGCUUCCAGACCUCUCUUAUACGACCUCUGUUGCUAUUCGGUUGGCGCAUCAUGGGCUGGUCCAUGAGCAUGCUGUGCUGAAGUUGGCCGUGCUGCGGCUGCUGCAGGCCACCAGGGCCAUGUCCAAAGCCCAUGCGGGAGCCCUGGCUUCCAAAGCCGCCCUCAAAUCCAGGAGCGCCAUUCAGGCCAGCAGCAGCGUUGAAGUUGCUGUUUCCAGCACCGCCAAAGGGGUUAAUCUGGGCACUGGCACCAAGAUACUGGUUACCGCCUAGCGGGCCCUGAGGCUGGCCAUGAGAAGGGAAGCCCGGUUGGUGAAACGGCCCGGUCACGCCGGGGCCACCGAAGCCUCUCAAUUGAGGAGGCAUCGAGGGUCGGUGGUGAUGGGACGGGGUUACGCUUUGGGCCCUAUACUGUGUCGAUAUAUCGGGUGUCCAAUGACGCGGCUGGUGCCUGCGAGUCCAAGGACGAUGUUGGUGGUGGACGAGUGCAGUCGGAGUAUGGGAGAGUGGUGACUGCGGCGCCGAGACGGAAGAAAACGCUGCGCCGUGGCUACGCGCGGGGGAGAAGUCGUGCUGGUAGUGAUAGGUCUGUGGGGAGGAGAAGUAGCGGGCGUCGUGCUGCUGUGGCCUAUUCGGUUUCUAACGAUCGGAAGGGGGAGUAUGCAAGGCGUGACCUGUUCGUUGGUGCAUUUGCAAGAAAGCGUCCAAGGAAGCAAAGACUCGUCAAUGCAAGCGUCGCAAGCUACCGUCCUAGCAAAAAUAUAUACCCCUGCGGAUUGGCGUGCUGGCAACUGCGUCGCAGGCUCGCGUGGUCGGUCGAUGGAGGGAUGGCGUUUUGCGGCGAAGAGGUGGUUAAAGCAGCGCUGCUUUCUCCAGUCAGAAGAAAUUACAGAGUACGACAAUCGCUUAGUCAAAUAGUCGAGGCAGAAAGAAGCCGGCCGGGAGAUGGUGCGAGGUAAGAAAAGAAGAAAAAUGGUGGUGGUGGUUGAAGUAGUAGCUAAAAUGCAAAGGUGGUU
Messenger RNA from [Torrubiella] hemipterigena, 4055 nucleotides. The record is from the annotation of a GenBank genome assembly. Lineage: Eukaryota; Fungi; Ascomycota; Sordariomycetes; Hypocreales; Clavicipitaceae.